AAUGUGUAUAGAUGUGUUGGCUAUGGCGUCAUUUCUUGGCGAAAGGGCCAAAAGGGAGCGACCCUCUUGCCUCAUUCGAGUGAAGUGAUGAUCCAUUAACCCGGCAGGUGAUCUGGAAAGCCCUAGCUCAAGAAUUCAAGUGAAAAGUUUGAAAGUGAGAUUGAUGGAUAAAGAACUAACCAAUUUGAGUAGUAAUAAGAAAUUACGUAGACCUAAUGAUUCUUUGGAGGAUGAUGAUGAUGUGGACAGAAUCAGUGAUUUACCAGAAAGUGUUUUGAGUCACAUACUAUCUCGACUACCAACGACAUUGGAUGCAGUUCGUACCUGUGUCCUAUCCAGAAAAUGGGAAAAACAGUGGAAGAAUGUUUACAAUCUCAGGUUCAGUGAUUAUAAAGUUGAUAAGUCCAAAAAGAAGGACUUCGCCAUCUCUGUGCAGAAGGUGCUUUACCAUUUCAGGAACUCAAGGAUUCAGGGGUUUAUGCUUUCUAUUAAUUGCAAUCAGUAUAAUCCCACUCUUGUCAAAACUUGGCUAUCAGCUGCUUUAAGGUCUAAUGUUCAGAGGCUUUGUUUUUCCCAUGUAGAUGACUUGGAGUUUCCUCAUUACUUCUUCGAAUGUGAUUCUUUAGUGCAUUUGGUUCUCGAACUCUGCACUUUCAGAGUUCCUGGUUAUUUUUGUCUUGCAAACCUUCGAGUGUUAAAUUUUUAUAAUGUUACUUGGCAAAAUGAUGAUUGUUCUGCUUCCAGGUGCUUCAUCUUGAAUUUUCCAGUUCUUGAAGUGUUUAAGUCGUAUCAAUGCCGCUGGUUGAAUGUGAAAAUGCUUAAAAUACUUGCUCCUCUGCUUGCAAGUUUCCAGAUGGUUAGAUCUUUCCUUAGAUGCACACCUGGUCGAUCAGAGGAUUGUGAAAUAGAGAUUUGUGGAGACAACCUUUCAUAUUUUAAUUUUGAUGGUUUUUCACUAGAAAAUAUUGUCCUAUCUAACCCUUCAAAAGUUGCUAAUGUGUGUCUUGAUGUAAAUUCCAUGGAGCGUUUUAUUCAGAGGGGAAAAAUUGGUUCUCGAGCUCUUUUGCUUUUGGGAGGACUUUCUUCUGUUAUCAGAUGCCUGGAACUCUCUGAAUAUGUAAUUGAGGCACUUGCGCAUGCAGAACCUCCAUGUUCACUUCCCAUCUUUGAUGGGCUGACCAUCCUUAAAGUGUCUUCCACUUGGAGUAAUACCCUCUGCAGUGGACCACUGAUGGAGCUUCUAAACAGUGCACCGGCUCUUGAAAAGCUCAUAUUUACCACGUUGAUUGAUGAUGUCAAUUAUGAGGAAAGUAAUUCAUUGCCUACCAACUUUUCAUCUAACCUGAAGGUAGUUGAAUUCAGAUUGUUCAAAGGAAGGGCAUCUGAGAUUCAACUGGUUAAGUUUUUGCUGCACAAUUUGUCGAUACUUGAGCAGUUGGUAAUUACAAAGUUUUUGGGAGAUACAAAGGUUGAAGUUGAAAAUCAGCUAUUAAUGUUGCCUAGAAGCUCGAGUCGUGUGUCGAUAGUGUUCUUGUGAACUUGACUGAUGUAAAUGAUCUUCUUGUAAUAUUAUGUUAUGAGAUUAAACUGGUGAAGUUUUUGCCGUAGAAUAUAUUGGUACUCGAGAGUUGAUUACCACUUCGAAGUUUUUGGGAGAUACGAACGUUGUGGUUCAAGAUUAACUGUUAUUGUUACUUGAAAGCUCAAGAUAUCUGUUUAGGUGUAUUUCUAUCAAAGAAAUGUGAUCCUGUCAAAUACUUGGUGUGUUUUCAGGAUACACUUUUACAUUCA
Molecule: messenger RNA, 1791 nt
Organism: Coffea eugenioides
Lineage: Eukaryota; Viridiplantae; Streptophyta; Magnoliopsida; Gentianales; Rubiaceae
Product: F-box/LRR-repeat protein At3g26922-like
Exons: 4
Coding region: 164-1537 (457 amino acids)
Molecular function (GO): protein binding
Source: RefSeq, a predicted model, not a curated record